Messenger RNA from Dichomitus squalens LYAD-421 SS1, 468 nucleotides. RefSeq lists its product as uncharacterized. The coding region runs from base 1 to 468 and encodes 155 amino acids. The transcript has 8 exons. NCBI's taxonomy places the organism in Eukaryota, Fungi, Basidiomycota, Agaricomycetes, Polyporales, Polyporaceae. The record is from RefSeq and is a predicted model, not a curated record.
AUGACCACUGUCAAGUCCGGUGUCUACUUCAUCCAGAAUAUCGGUGCACUCAGCGUCCUGGACCUCACUGGCUCUUCCUCUAGCGGCACUGUGGUCCAAGGCUACGCUAAGCGCGAUCUUACCGACCCCUCGGCGAUCGCGCAGCUUUGGGUCAUUGCUCAGAUCAAAGGCACCACGCUGUACACAAUUCAGAACGCACAAGGUGGCACGUUCUUGGACCUGAAGGGCGGCGCAAGCGCGAACGAAACACCUGUCGUGGGAAAUUCGCAGUCUGGCAAGUCGAUCCAACAGUGGUCCAUCACGCCCAACGCAGCCAAUACGGCCUACAUGAUAGUCAACUCUUCAACCAAAACGGUUGUUGACUUGUUGAACGGGGGUACCGCUAACGGUACCGCUGUGAAUGGCUGGGGGACCGACGGUCCGUCCACGACCAACACGCAUCAGCUGUGGGUCCUCGUCCCCGCUUAA